This is a messenger RNA of Prorocentrum cordatum, 2767 nucleotides long. The record is from the annotation of a GenBank genome assembly. Lineage: Eukaryota; Dinophyceae; Prorocentrales; Prorocentraceae.
CAGCCGGUUUCGGCAUCGUCGCCACGCUCCUCUCCUCGAUGUUGUGCGGCCGCCUUCGGCGUUGGGAGGCGCCGACAUAUCCAGCGGCAUACAGCAAAUCUGCCAAUCACCCCCUGGGCCAAGGUUCACAUCGUCCGCCGCCGCAUGUCGUCAGGGCCGGCGCUACCGCGACAUCCGUCGCGCCACCUCUCGCGUCAAGCGCUUCUUGAAGCUCUCAGUGGCUCCUUCCUGCGUCCAAGAGAGGUUGCUACUGCCGAGCCCCGAAGGGUGUAAUGCCCGCCCCCUGGGCUGUCUACCCUUGCGUGUUCCACCUGCUGGCUGUCCCCCUUUCUCGUCUGCCCCCGCAGCGUUCGACCGCGCCUCCCCUCCUCUUCUCAGGCCGGGUAUUGGCCUUUGGAUUCUGGGUGGCAUCGGCGCCCACCGCUGCCGGGGAAUUGUCUUGAGGUGCUUCGCCGUUUGGGAUUUUUUUCUUGGGCCCUCCAUGGGUUCGGGGACCGUUAACAAAAGACGCGCGGUGAAGAGUUGGUCCCGGAGGAAGGCCCCAGGGUCCAGGACUCGCUUCCUUCAUGCCCAAGGGGGGCUGUACGGACGCUCGGUGGAGGAGUAUUUUCCUCCCCCCCUCAGGCUCGGGGUGAUGAACCAGUACGGCGUCACCAGGUACACCAGCGAGGAGCUGCAUAAAACGCACUCCAAGAAGUUCUACUGGCCUGACUCUGCCAACCGCGAUCGCUACGACUUCACCGGUGCCUUGGACCUCACCGAGAACAUAUCCUGGGGCUGGCACCACCCGAACGGUGUCUACAACACUAUUCCGGUGGGCGCCCCCCUCAUCGACGGCGACCAGAACAUCUACCUCGGCUCGGACGACGCCGUGCGAAAAUUCAGCGCCUCUGGCGACCUCCUGUGGAGCUAUGCCCCCCGAGGCCAGCUCGCUGCCGCGCCCACCCUGUUGGGGGCCACCGCCGGUGACUCGGACCGGGAGGGCGUGGCGUUCUCCAGGGACGAGGAGACCCAGCUGGAGGACACGCUGUCGCCGGAGGACCCGAAGCCUGAGGGCGCGGCUGGCCUCGUGGCCGGGCACGCCAGCGGCGCGGCUCUCGGGCUCUUCCGCGAGCUCCGGGUGGGCGACAGGGUCAAGGUGAAGCCGGGCGUGGGGUACCACGCGGACGGCAAGGAGUACUACAAGGCAGGGGACCUCGGCCAGAUCGAGAAGGUCGACGCCGCUGGGGGCGAGCCGAGGGCCACGAUCCGCUGGCAGCGCAGCGGCCACCGCAGCGUCGCGGGCCUCUCCGCCCUGAGCAAGCGGUUCGUGAGCAUCCGGGCGCCGAGGAGGUCCGCGCCUGCCAUGCUGGUGGGCAGCACUACCUCCGGCUACGUGUUCGCUCUGGAGCUGUCGACCGGGGAGGAUCGGCUGUGGGCGACACAGGCUUCGGAACAGAUCGCUGGCGUGAAGGGCGCGGUCUCUGGCAGGGGCGGGGUAGUGGUGGUCGCGACCGACCGCUGCAAGGACCACCUCUGCUACCGCUACCGCAACAGCUCCAACCCCCUGACUCCUGGCAACAACGUCGUCCGGGGCAUCAGCGCCUCGGACGGCAGCUCCCUUUGGCAGUACGCGACCUUCUCCCCGGUGUGGAACUUUGUGCCGCAGUAUCACACGAGCGACGGGACCGUGAUGUUCAGUGACCAGGAGGGCAACACGUACUGCCUGGACCUCGAGACCGGGGUCGAGAGGUGGAUGACCGAGGGGGCCAUGGGCACGUACACCCAAGCCAACGCCGUGUACGAUCCCUUGACGAACCUCAUCUUCGCCAUGGGCGUACAGGCGUACGACAGCAAGUACUGCAACCCGUUCCCCGCCCCCGGCGUCUUGCCCGAGUGCGGCACGUGGCCGGGCUCGCCCGGCUGGGUACGCGCGCUCAACGCGAGCUCCGGCCGCGCGCGCUGGGAGCGUGAGACCCCGGAGCCCCCAGCCAGCGCCGCCGUCGGCAUGCUGAACAGCCCCCAGUUCCACUCUCGGCUCGUGGUCGCCAUGGGGCACAACUGCUACUACAACUCCCCCUCCAAGAUCUGGGCCGUCGACCCCCCCAACGGCGACAUCCGCUGGUCGAAGGACGGCCCCACGCUGUGGGCGGGCAUGUGCGCGGGCGACAAGGAGGGCGGCGACAUCCGCAGGGCCAUGGGCGGGCGAGCGGCGUGCGUGCCGGGCGCCUGGUCCACCCCUGCGAUCGACCAGCGCGGCGACGUCUACAUCGGCAACCAGGUGGGCGAGCUCCAGAGGUGGGGGUCAGAGACGAACGAGGGAGCCAAGAGCGUCAAGCUGCUCUCAACGCUGACCACGGGAGUGGCCUUCCAGGACCAAGCCGUGGCCUUCUCCACGGGCAUCAUGGCCGUGUCGACGUGCACGUCGCUCCUGGUCUUCCAGACCUUCCCGGACAACCUGACGGUAGACACCGAGUGGUACUAGCGAGAGUACACAGUGAGGGUUCGGGAGUGAGCAUCGCGGGCCUAGCCGGAAUGCGGGUCUUUUAGCUCCUUGCCGUUGCCCCUGCCGAUGAGCCUCGGAAUGCGGGCUUUCUUGGGCUAUGGCGCACGGAUUGCGUGCGUCUGUUGCCUCAGUUUCGCUCGUCCUGUGCGCAAAUUCCAUCGGAAUACGUGUGGCAUACGUACGUAUUGCAUGUUUGGCAUACGUUCGUUUUGUGCGCUGUUUUUUUGACGCUUUGGCGGACAGUCCGCUCGCCCGCAUCAUGACGUUGCACGGGCCAUGCAA